Molecule: messenger RNA, 919 nt
Organism: Amoebophrya sp. A120
Lineage: Eukaryota; Dinophyceae; Syndiniales; Amoebophryaceae
Source: the annotation of a GenBank genome assembly
GUUAAAGGAGUACUUUUUGUUUCUCAGGUUCCGGGAAAAGAUGUCGUUGGCGGCGGACCCACGCCAGUAACAAAUGCACAUAUGUCUGGAUCUAGAUGUGAAAGAGUGCAACUUGUGACGGGAAACGCUGCCUUUGAACUCUAUGUUGAAAAUCUGCAAGUAUUGCAAGAGCAGCGAGAGAUGUCAAGUUCAAGUUUUUGCUACACGGAGGAGGCAUUCCCCAUGUGGUUUAGGCAGCAGGGUCAGGAAGUCCACACAAAAUCUGUGAUCCCAGGGCACGCACUACAGAUCUUGUUAUGGCUCGUGUAAAAUGUGCUGCGUUCCGGCUACUCUGGAUCGCGAUCGAUGGAGACAGGGCGGGACCUGCACCGGCGACAGGCACUAGCCAACCUCCAGCCAACCAAUCAAUGAGCCAAGAUUUGCAUUUUUUCGGACAUCACCCAGACAUGUUUGCAUGUGGUAGCCAUUGGGCGGACGCCAUUGGCGCGACGAUGGUGGGACGGGAGAGCUUUCUCCCCAAUCACCACCUUAAUUUGGACAGUCCCUUUCGCCAGUUCACCACCCCGGCGGAAUCUGCCUUGUCUCUUCAGCCGGAAUCCUUUCUGCCCCGAAUGCUGUCCAAUCCGAAACUGCUGUUGCACCGCGCGCUACGCAUGAAUGACUACAAAUUAGCCGAAAAAAUUCACACCGAUUACUACCACAGCGAUCAACACUUGGACGACUUGCUCUACCCCGUCGUGAUGGGGCAUGCGACAAUUUCUUGCAAUUCGCGAUACGAGCAGGAGGAAAACUAUUUUAGGACGAGCAAGAAGAACUUAUUGUCGAGCACCCACGGAGCCGAAGGCGGUGGUGGAACGCGACUACCCCUACGACCACGAAAAACUGCCGGCACGACAACAUCCUCGAUGGCGCGGAAAGG